GAGGCGCCUCCCUCCCCGCUGCUGAUGUUGGGACCCGGGUAACGCGGGGAAACUCUGCUUAACCUCGCCUCGUGUGCCAGCCUUUUCUAGAAAGGUUCUGCAGGUCUGAUGAAACUGAUGGCGUCUGCACUUCGGCCUUGAGGGGCAUGCUUGCGGGACACGACACGGCAGGGAGAGCUGGAAACCUUCACACGGAGCCUGCGUUGGUACACCAUCCACCCCGGGACGGAUGCAGGGAGAGAGGUGAAGAGUCCCUAGCCUAACAGAACGCUUGCUGCCUGAUGACUUGCCUUCAACCAGGAGCGGCAGACAUUCACCAACAGCUGAUGGAUCGUUCCAGCCGGGACUUCUCAGCUGUCUCGUUGGAGGGGAAGGAGAAUUUGGAGACCCGGGUGCCGGGAGCGGCAGGGAACCCGUGCCCAGGACCUGACCGCGAUGGGCUGCGGGGAUGUAAGCUCCAAGACGCUCAGGCUCCAGUCAUGGACGGCGUCCGCAGAGAUGAAAUGUUGGGACAGCGGGGUGGCGAGAGCAGAUGCCCGGAACUUGGUGACCAGCAACAGCUCCACACGGGACAGUUGCGGGGAAGCAGUUGGCAAAGCACAGGGCAGGCAUACACCAAGGUGGGCACGCACCCGAUGGCAGAUGGGACCGAGCGAACAGAUGUGAGCACGGAUGAGGUGGUGGGCGAGGGGUUGCAGCACAUCCACAUCCAGCAGCACGGUGAACGGGAGUCCGUUCCUGCCACCUGCGGCUUCAGCUCUUCGCUCUGCUUCGCAGCGGACGGGAGUGAGCAGGAGGCAAUGGUGGAGGCGGAGGAUGGGGGAGAGCAGGUGGUGGACAGCCAGCGACAGAUUAACAACGGCGGGCUGCAGGGGGAGGGGGAGGCACCUCACUGGAGCCUGGAGCCGAGCGGAGGGCCAGGAGACACGACAGGCAGGGGCGGGAGCGCGCACCCCGAUCCCGAUCUGGUAAUUGAAGUGGCGGGCUGCCGGAUUCGGGCGCAUAAAGCGGUGCUGUGCGCGCGCAGCGAGUACUUCCGUGCGCGGCGCUCGCGGCAGGUGGUGCGUGUUCGUGGGGUGGGCCUGCCGGCCAUGCGUGCGCUUCUAGACCAUGCCUACGGUGCGCAACUGCGCGCACCCACGGUGGACGGCGGGGAGGACGUGGAUCCUGAGGGAGCUGCCGCGCUGUUAGCCGCCGCGCACACUCUGCAGAUGCCGGGGGCGGCGCGCGCCGCGGUGCGAGCGCUACGGGAGCAGCUGGGCGUGCGCACGUGCGGCCAGCUGCUGGCGCUAGCCAAGCGGCAGCGCGUCCCCGAAUUGGGCGAGCUCGCUCUCGGCUACAUGAGCGACCACUACCUGAAGGUACUGCGCGACCCCGCCGUCUACGGCCGCCUGAGCGCCGCUGAGCGCGAGCUGAUCGUAAAGCGCAGGGAGUCCAGUGGCACGGGAGCGUGCCGCCUGGUCGCAGCCGAGCUCAGUGACGUGUACGAACGUUCGGGAACGGGGAGUCGGCCGGCCAGCCGGGAGAGCAGCCGCCCGCAAAGUCCUUGCAGCCCGGAGCGCCCUCCCGAGCCGGUCGAGGGCGGGGACGCGGAGGCACGUUGGCUCUACACCCUGGAGGAAGACGCGUGUGAGUGGCGAAGGUUGAGCCGCGUGCCCGCGGAUGCGGCAUUUGGAGUGCGUGGGUCCGCCGUGUGCGCGCUCCAUAACUACCUCUUCCUGGCGGGCGGGACGCGGGGCCGUGGAUCAGGAGCGCGCCCCUCUGCUCGAGUUUUCACCUUCAACCCGGCCACUGGUGACUGGGCUGAGGUGCGGGCCAUGGGCCAGGCGCGCUCCCAAUUGGCACUGGUCGCCCUCGACGGGCUGCUAUACGCAGUCGGCGGCGAAUGCGUGCUCGGGGUCGAGCGCUACGACCCGCGCGCAGACCGUUGGCGUGCCGUUACCCCGCUGCCACGCGGCGCCUUCGCCGUGGGGCCCGAGGCGGUGGCGUGCGGUGGCCGCCUCUACCUGACUGGGGGCUCGCUGUCUGGCCGCCUGCUAACGUACGAGCCGCGGCGGGAUGAGUGGGAGGAGUGCCCGGGCAGUCCCGGGAUCGGGACGGGGGGCCGGGCGGCGGGUCUCCUCUACCGAUCCCCCUGGCUCUACCGUCUGGAGUUGGACCGCGAGCUGCGCGCCCUCGGCUUCCUGCGCUACAACACGGCGGCGCGCCUCUGGGACCGUCUGGGGUUGGGGUUGGCGCUGGCUCCGGGAUCCGCGUUCCCCACCCUCACCCAGCCCUUCCGCUGCGCGCUGCGCGGACCCAGCCUCUACUGCGUGGGUCGGGUGUCCGGGCUCCGGCUGCGGAUGCCGGGGGACCCAGGCGACGGCGCCGCGGCUCAGGACGGGGCUGAGCAGGGCUAUCGGGCCCUCCCCGGCUGCCCCCAGGCGCAGGGGCCACUCGCCCCUGUCUUUCUGACCGUACCCGAGAGGCCGCAGGAACGGCCGUGAGAUUGCGGGACUCCCUUACUCUCUCCACUUCUCCACUCCUCACCUUCCACAAUCCCUCCUACCCAUUUUCUUUUCUCUACACAUUUUCACCCGGUCUUCCUCCCUCCACGUCCACUCCCACCUAUUUUCCUGUCUCUUGGCCCCUCCUUCCCCUUUCCCCAUUUAGACCCCUUUGCCCCAUCUCUUGUCCCCAUGCUCUGAGACCUAGUAGACCUUUUCUUUCCAUGCACUGUCCUGUGGGAGAAAGUGGACCAAUGAAGGAGAUGGUCUGUCAGAGGAGUUACUGAUUAACUCGAUCUGAUCCAUGACAUUUCUCUGCCAUGCAGACGAUACCACAUCUGCAGCUCUCACUUGAGUGGGUUCUCAGUCAAGUAACUAAAGGGCAGAAGGAUUUUGUGCAGCACUGACAUCCAAGGCACACCUUCCCCAUUUGGGAUUUUCCUGGAAAAAAAACUAAGUGGUAGAGAUUUAAAACUGACAAGUGAGGCUUUUGUGGCAAACAAAGCAAAUUAACUCAUAUUGUGGGCAACUUGGUUACUGAAGAAGGAUGUGUAUGGCUUUAGUUUCUCUCUAGGGUUGCAGAUUCAAUGGUGCAUGUGGCAUGAAUAUUGUUAAUGUGUAAAAUAUGGUUGGCAUGGACUGGUGGGGUCAGAGGGCAAUGUCUUUGCUGUUUUGCUCUAUGACUCUAUUAUAGAUGGAUAAACCUCAAUUCCUUGACCCCAAACCCAACACAGUCAUGAGAGCCUCAAAGGUAAUGUCACAUCUUGUCUUCAGGAGGCCGCACUCCAAUUCCUCAAAUUCUCUCAAGCAGCUGCCACUACUUGUGCAGACCAUUGGGGGACCUUUCCAAGGAAGGGAACAGAGUUGUUCUCUUGAUAUAAAUGUCAGUCUGAUUAAAGGUUAGUUUUUAUUUGUCUCACACAUACCAAGCCUUCAAAUCAUUCAGUGAAAUGCGUCAUUUGUGUCAAAGGCCAAAGCAGUCUGAGGAUGUGGGGGCAGCCCGCAAGUGGGUCACCACACUUUCGGCACCAGUGUUGCAAGCCCACAAUUUACUGGCCUUAACGUGUUUAAGUUGAGCUGGACCCAUUUUCCUUCAUUGAUCCCAUAUCACUCUAAGACAUGCCUGUUUAAACAUUGUAAUUGUGCCCAUCUCUACUACUUCCUCUGUCACUUUGUUCCAUAUACCCAGCAACCUCCAUGAAGGAAAAAUUUGACCCUGAAGUCCCCUUUAAAAAUUUCCUUUCUCACCAGAAACUUACACUCUCUCAUUUUAGACUACCUUAUCUGGGGAACAAGAAUGUGAUCAUCCGUCUUAUGUAUGCCCCUCAUGGUUUUAUAAGCCCCCUCAGCCUCCUACACUCCAGAAAACGGUCUUAGCCUUUCCAGUCUCUCCUUAUCAGCCAAGCCUUCCAGUCCCGGUAACAUCCUUAUGCACACCUUUUCAUCUUUUCCACACGGUAACAUCUUUUCUGCACACCACCACUACCUCCACUCCCAGCUUACCAGCAUGGCGAAUACCAGGAAGCAUAAUUUUAAGUAGAUUGGAGGAAUGAAUAACAGGGAUGUCAGAAAAAGUUUUGAAUAUAGAUUGGUGGUAGAGACAGAUGCAUUAGAGACAAUUAAGAGACUCUUUGAUAGCCAAAUGGGUGAUAAAUGGUGAAGGGCUAAGUGUGAGGAAAGAGUUAUUUUGAUCUUGGAGUAGGUUAAAAUGUCAGCACAACAUUUUGGGCCUAUAGAAAGGAUAGAACAUAGAACUUUCAGUGUUGGCAAGGAGACAUUACUGUGCUGAAAUGUUCUAUGUUCUGUCCUUGCUGUAGCUGGGAGACCAGAACUGGACACAGUAUUCUAAGUUUGAUUAUUGAUUUCACUUAAGAUGUCAAGGUUUCCUUCUUGCCUUAAUCUUCUAAUAUAGUGAUUAUUUUGUAUUCAUUCUCAGUUAUUGCAGGCAAAUUUGUAUUUUGGUUCGGUGGAAAACAGAUAUCCUAAUGUUUUGUGCUUUCUUCUCCAUUUCACAAGCUUCUCAAAGACUUCACCAUUCGUUGAUCCACUGAGUCAAUGUAGAAUCUACCUCUCUGGUGUUGCAAACUCAUAACUGGUAGAUCUUUAUCUUAAUCUGCAUCUGAAGUUACAAGUACAAAAUGCUGGAGGAACUCUGCAGGUCAGGCUGCUUCUAUGGAAUGAGUAAACAGUUCAUUUUUUUGGUCCGAGAACCUUCUUCAGGACUGAAGAGAAAGGAGGAAGACACCAGAAUAAAAGGGUGGAGGGGGGUGAGGGAGGAGGCUAGCUAGAAAAUGAUAGGUGAAGCCAGGUGGGUGGGAAAGGUAAAGGGCUGGAGAAGGAAUCAGGAGAGUGGACCAUAGGAGAAAGGGUAGGAGGACAGGAUCCAGGGAGAAGUGAUAGAUAGGUUAGAAGAGGUAGAAGGCUACAGUAGGGACCAGAAGGAGAAGGGAGGAGAGAGGAAAGGGAAGUUUUGUUUUAUUGGAAGAGGAAAUCGAUAUUCAUGCCAUCUGGUUGGAGGCUACCCAGAUGGAAUAUAAGGUGUUGCUCCUCUGCCCCAACAGUAGCUCCCUCAUGGCACAAGAGGCAGCUAUUGACCAACGCCCAGUCAUGAAUGGGAAUCAGAAUUGAAAUGUUUGGUCACAGAGAAGUUCCACUUUUAGUGGGGUGAAGCAGAGAUGCUCAACGAAGCAGUUCUCCCAAUUCACGACAGGUCUCACCAAUAUAGAGGAGGCCGCAUUGUGCGCACUGGACACAACAGAUUUACAGAUGAAAUGUUGCCUUACCUGGAAGGACAGUUUGGAGCCCUGAUUGGAGGUGAAUGGGCAGGUGUAGCACUUAGGCCACUUGCAAGGAUAAGUUCCAGGAAGGAAGGGGGGGACAAAUGGACAAGAUAAUUGUGGAGGGUGUGAUUCCUCAGCAGAGUGGGGCAUGGAGGUAAAGGUAUGUGUAGUGGUAGGAUCCCUUUGGAGAUGGCAGAAGUUGUGGAGGCUGAUGUGUUAGUUUCGGACCAUCACGGGGACAAGGAAUUAUGGAAUUAUCACUGUUAAGAAGCUGGGAAGAUGGGGUGAGUGUGGAUGUUCAGGAGAUGGAGGAGAUGCAACAGAGGUGAAGGAACUGAGAAACUGACUAGCAUUUUAAUAGGACAUAGGGUGGGAAGGAGUCAUCCAUUUAUAACAGAAAUGAGGAGGAAUUUCUUUAGCCAGAAUCUGGAAUUCAUUACCACGGGUGGCUGUGGAGGGCAAGUCAUUAGGUAUAUUUAAAGUGGAGAUUGAAAGGUUUUUGAAUAGUCAGUAUGUCAAAAGUUAUGAGGAGAAGGCAGGAGAACUGGGUUGAGAGGGAUAAUAAAACAGCCUUGAUCAAAUGGCUGAGCAGACUUGAUGGGCUGGAUGGCCAAAUUGUGCUCCUAUGUCUUAGCCUCCUGAGAAGUUUCAAUCUGGGUAUGAAGUUUCCUGACAUAAGCGAUGUGGCUGGGUGAUGCAUUAUUUCAUCCCCACCUGUACGUUUCAGCUGGGGGAAAGGAAGCAUGGGCCCAGCUUUCUGGAGGUGUCCAAUUGUAACAGUUCCUUCAUAACAGAAGUGAAUGAUGAAUCAAACAUCCGUGGCUGAGGUUUGAGAAAGGAGCAGAGUUUCUGGAGAGGAAGAGGUAGAAACCUACAGUUAAGUUGUGUGUGGUGGGAAAAAUGGCAAAUGUUGAUUGGAAGGCAAGAGAAGAAAACGUUACAAGAAUCUCAAAGGUCCAAAUUGGUGCAUUGAUGUUCAUUUGUUUUAAUAGCAACAUGGUGAUUGACUUGCUACUGUUUGGUUACCUGGUUAGCUUGCUGUUCGUAAAUCUUGUCAUUACAUUUGUUCCCCAACUUUGUAGAUUUAGAAAUGUUAUACGUCAGUAGUUCAGAUUCAUUUGUUUAUCACUUGUACACUGAGACAUACAGAGAAAUGUGUCAUUUGCAUUGACGGCCAACAUGACCCAAGGAUGUGGUGGGGGCAGCCUGCAAUGCCACCCCAGAUUCCGGUGCCUACAUAGCAUGCCCACCAUGUUCAGUAGAACUACACAAGCAACAACAGGAACAAAACAAAAAACAACUGCAGUAAAACAAACGAGAUAAUCUGCAGAUGCUGGAAAUCCAAGUAACACCCACAAAAUGCUGGAGGAUUUACAGGCCAGGCAGUAUCUAUGGAAAAGAGUACAGUUGACGUGUCAGGGGGAGACACUUCAGCCGAUUUUCUCCAGCAUUUUGUAUGUGUUGCAAUAAAACAAGCCGCUUUUUCCCUUCUCCUCCCAUCACAAAAAAAAAAUGGCAAUGUUAAGAUGAACAUCGUGUGCAACUGUUGCAGUACACUUAAUUUAAGUAGACCUUCACACUACCGCCCAGGAAUCAGGCGGUCACAAGCAAAGGCUCGGGGUUGGUGACUGAAUGUAGAUUUUAGACCAUAAGACAACCACACAUGCAGGAGUAGAAUUAGGCCAUUUUGACAAGACUUCUGAAGAACAGGAGAGUGAACAAAUUGGGGGGAGGGGCUAUUCAAAGAACCAGGAUAGGGAACUAAAACAGCAGAAUCCUCUACUGCUUAAAGUAAGGCUAUUCUUCAAUUCAUGUUCACCACAGUAGAAGACUUGUUGCACAACAAAAGCCUAACAGUUUCAUGGGAAAAAUCCUAUAUCCUUCCUGUUAUUUUACAAUAUCUCUUGCAAGUCUGCUGAACUACUUCCUCUACCAAAUCAAAAAGAGGUACUGUUCUGCAGUGUAGAAUUUUGCAGCGUAAACAGGCAUUUGUACUGGACAUUUUCAUGGGUCAAAAAUACUUAGAAACUUUGAUACUCAGAUUUAUUUUAAUCACUAUUUACUCAUUUCCCAGUUUAAGGCUCGUCAUAGACAGCUGGCUCAGACAUUAUGGCUUGUAUGUUUUGAUCUUUUCUGCAACCACUCCAUUUAAUGGCCUUCAUUCAAAAUACCUUGACAAUCCGUUCCGAUCUUCAUCCUUUAGUUAUUGUUUUACCAAUCACAAUGAAACAGUUGAUGCUGUGUACUCUCUACAAUGCUGUGUUCAUUGCUGACAAAAGCCCAGAGUACGGCACCAGCAAGUGGCAAUACAAAUCCGUGAUUGUCCUUUCCGGCCAGUCUGCUGGCUGGAAAACUUGUAGAUGUGGCAGUGUUGUCGGUAUCGUUCAGCAAUGCUUUUAUAUAUUACAUAUUCAAGGGAAGCCUUAGUUACAUACAGAUGUUACCAACAUUAGAAUAUUGUGUUCAAUGAUGUGGAGCGUGCUGAAGAGGUUCACCAGGAUGCUGCCUGGAUUAGAGGGCAUGAGCUAUAAAGAUAGAUCAGUCAAACUUGAGUGUGUGUUCCAGAGGCAGAGUUCAGACCUGAUAGAGAAUUAUAAAAUUAUGAGAGGUUUAGAUGGGGUAGACAGAAUCUCUUUCCCAGGGUAGAGGACAUACAGUUAACAUAGACCAUAGAAAUCUACAGCACAUUACAGGCCCUUUGGCCCACAGUGUUGUGCCAAUCAUGCAACCAGCUCUAGAAAUUGCCUAGAAAUACUGUACCGCAUAGCCCUCCAUGAUGGGAGAGGGAAGGUUUAAGGGAGAUGGACAGGGCACGUUUAUAUUUACACACAAUAGUAAGUGCUUCGAACAGGCUACCAGGGGCAAUAGUGGAACCAGAAACGAUAGUGCUGUUUAGGAGGAUUUUAAACUGACAUCAUGCAGGGAUUUGGAUCAUGUACAGAGAGAAGGAAUUUAGUUUAAUUUGACUGUGGUUAGCACAGACAUUGUGGGCCGAAGAGCCUAUUCCUGUGCUCUACUGUUCUGUGUAGCUAUUGCUUGUGGGUGUCAAAGUUUUGCAUUAAUCAUUACUUGAAUAAGCGAUGUCUGUGUGGAACACAAUGGGAUAAAUUACAUACAAUCCUACUGUAGUUCCUACAAGCCAUUAGAACCAUACCAAUAUGGUACCCAUUAUUAGGAUCUAGUGCUUUCUUAAGGUAUAUGACAAAUAAACUUUCUUGGGCUUCCAGCUGGAUACAGAUAUUGAUUUUAAUCAAUGUUUCAAUAACAAACUCUGCUAUCUUCAUCAGGGAUGCCAGCUUCACCUCUGCUGAAGAUGGCAGUUUGUCAUCAAAGCGUAGGUUAAAAUCAAUAUCUGUUACCCAGCUGGAAGCCCGAGAAGAGUUUAUUCAAACCCAAUUUUGAUUGUUCUGACAUCUCUAUUUUUCCACUUUGCUAAUAAUAAGGGCUUUCCAGCCAACAUGUUCUCCCCAGUCACAUCAGAAUUUAAUGGAAAACAUCUGCCAAUUCUACUCUGUGUCUGUUGUCAAUUGACUAACCACAGCCACUGCCUCCUCUUGCCCACACUACACCAGAAUAUGCGGAUCCUGGAUCGGCCUCUACAGUCACCUGAGAACUCACCAAUGGACAACCCCUUAGCAGAGCAUCACACUCAGCUCAAGUAAUCGCACUGCUACUAUUUUCCAGUUUCCCUUCAUGUACAGGUCCUCCCCAGGUUGAGGCAACACUUUGUUCCUGUCAGCUGUUUGUAUCCCAGACAGUUUGCAAGUCAGAAGCACAGCCGUGAGCUGAGUUCCCACCUGGUAGAAGAUGGCAGUCCCAAAGUAGCUGGCAAACACCAUCCAACCCACUCUGCCAGAUACUCCUCAUACACAUCAGGCAUUUUUAUACCGGAGAGAACUACGAUCCCAUUUUCACAUUCACAACCACCUAAACAGGAUUUUAAGCUUUGUAUUUUGAAAGUUAAAGUAUUUUAAUGUUUUGCCUCAACAAUCUGUUUCUCAAUGGUCAAACACGAGGAAAUCUGCAGAUGCUGCAAAUUCAAGCAACACACACAAAAUGCUGGUGGAACACAGCAGGCCAGGCAGCAUUUAU
Messenger RNA from Hypanus sabinus (Atlantic stingray), 9358 nucleotides. RefSeq names its product kelch repeat and BTB domain-containing protein 11. The record is from RefSeq and is a predicted model, not a curated record. NCBI's taxonomy places the organism in Eukaryota, Metazoa, Chordata, Chondrichthyes, Myliobatiformes, Dasyatidae. The transcript has 2 exons. Gene Ontology annotation, molecular function: protein binding. Bases 282 to 2486 code for a protein of 734 amino acids.